Messenger RNA from Ciona intestinalis (vase tunicate), 3841 nucleotides. NCBI's taxonomy places the organism in Eukaryota, Metazoa, Chordata, Ascidiacea, Phlebobranchia, Cionidae. The record is from RefSeq and is a predicted model, not a curated record.
AAUAGAAAUCAUGAAUAAAUAUCAUAUUGGGAGAGAAAUGCUUGCGUUCUGCGCCAUGCUCGUGGAAUACCUGGGAUUCUUACCCUGCUAAAAACAAAAGGCAUUAACCUUUACAAAUGCCUUCAAUACCUUUACAAUCAAAACUGCCAAGGGUUACAGAACCAUCUUUAAAGAAUUUGACGAAGUUGAAUUAUGGGAAACCUGAAGAAGCUCAACACCCUCCUAUACAGGACCUCACAAGACCUCAUGUAGAUUCAUUCAAUUGGUUUGUUAACGAUGGUGUGAAACUCCUUGCUAAAGGACUUGCUCCAUUGGAAGUGCUUAUCAAUAAUGACAGACUCGCGCUUUCAUUUACUGAUAUAUCUGUCGAAAAACCCAAAAUUGAAGAUGGGUUUAGAAACUGCAGAACAACGCAAGUUUACCCUUCUGAAUGUAGGCAGCGUGGGGCUACUUACCAAGCAAAAAUUCAAGCUUCAUUGUCUUUUGAAAUCAACGGGAUGAAGCAGGGAACAAUACCAAGAUGCCUCGGUACCAUUCCAAUCAUGGUAAAGUCGGAUAGAUGCAACCUCCAUGGGUUAAGUCCGAAAGAGCUGGUUGAGAAGCAGGAAGAAGAGCAAGAGAUGGGAGGUUAUUUUGUUGUCAACGGAAAUGAGAAAGUCGUCCGAAUGCUCAUCAUGCAGAGGAGGAAUUAUCCUGUUGGAAUAGUUCGGCCUUCUUGGAAGAACCGUGGACAAAAUUACACAGAGUUUGGUGUGUCCGUACGCUCAAUGACUGAAGACCAAACAACUGCACCAUUUGUUCUUCAUUAUCUUAGCAAUGGAACGGUUACUAUCUGUGUGUAUCAUCGGAAAGAAAUGUUUUUUCUUCCACUUGUGCUUAUUCUAAAAGCUCUAGUGCCGUUUUCAGACAGGGAUAUCUAUAAAGAGCUCAUCAAAACUAAAGAGGAUGACACUUACUUCACCUGCUGUGUGCAAAACAUGCUUCGGCAAGCACAAGCAUACAAUUUGUUUGAACAAAAAGAUUUUCUACGGUACUUGGGCGAAAAAUUCAGAAUAAAAUUAAACCGGGCAAGUUGGUAUAGUGAUACAGACAUUGCUCAUUUCAUGCUAAAACAUCAUGUUCUUAUUCAUUUGGAUUCUAAUGAGGAUAAGUUUCGACUAAUUUCUUUUAUGACAAGAAAAGUAUUCGACCUUGCUUUGGGAAAAUGCAUGCCCGAUGAUGCGGACUCUGUGCAAAACCAGGAAGUUCUGCUUCCAGGUCAUUUAUUUCAAAUGGUCAUAAAAGAAAAACUUAAUCUUUGGUUGCUUACACUGUCCAGAGUUGUUCUAAGAAAAGCAACAGCAGCAAAAGCAAAAACUGCCAUUCCGGGCUUGAGUUCAGUGCUCAUACAAAACAGCAUGUCUAGUGUGCCCGACGUUACUAGUGCUAUGAGUUAUCUGCUUGCUACAGGUACCCUUGUGUCCAACACAGGUUUAGGACUCAUGCAGUUUGCAGGACUUACCGUGAUUGCUGAUAAGUUGAACUACAUGCGAUAUAUAUCUCACUUUCGUUGCAUCCAUAGAGGAGCAUUUUUUGCUCAAAUGAGAACGACAACUGUGCGAAAACUACUUCCAGAAUCAUGGGGCUUCCUCUGUCCCGUGCAUACUCCUGAUGGCUCACCAUGUGGUCUCAUGAAUCACAUGAGUUUUCUUUGUGAAAUUGUGACACAUCCCCCAUCAAACGAUGCGAUGCUCCCUUUACUUAAUCGGUUGGGCAUGCUUUCCCCAACCACAAGUGAGGUUGCUGGCUUUGGCAAGUUUUAUCCAGUUAUACUUGAUGGCAAACUAAUCGGUUGGAUGCCUGUACACCAAGGCCACCAAGCAGUAAAUGUAAUUCGUUGUAAAAAGGCACGAGGACAGGAUAACGUUCCUAUUACUCUUGAAAUUUGCCUAAUUGAAUACACUGGAAAACCCACUCAGUAUCCUGGCCUGUAUCUCAUGUCACAAGAAGCAAGAAUGGUUCGUCCUGUCAUGAACCUCAUCACAGGCACUGUUGAAAUGAUUGGUUCGUUUGAACAAGUCUACAUGAACAUCUGCAUCAUACCUGAAGAAGCUCACAAAAUGACAACGCAUCAAGAACUGAGCCAGCAUUCUAUACUAAGUGCUGUUGCGUCACUGACACCUUACUCUGACUUCAACCAGUCACCAAGAAAUAUGUACCAGUGCCAAAUGGGUAAGCAAACAAUGGGUACACCGUGCCAGGCAAUUGCAUACAGGGCUGACAACAAGCUGUACAGAAUUCAAACUCCACAAGCAGCAUUGGUAAGACCAUACAUGUAUGAUCACUACAAAAUGGAUAACUUUCCAUUUGGUCAAAAUGCAGUGGUAGCAGUGAUCAGUUAUACGGGUUACGACAUGGAGGAUGCCAUGAUAUUAAACAAGGGGAGUUUUGACCGUGGAUUCGCGUAUGGAACUAUUUACAAAACCGAUCUUAUUGAUUUAUCUUCAAAAGUGGGCGAUAGAACCGUUAACGUAACAUUUGGCACAAAUCCAAAAGAUGAUCGAUUUCCUGAUCUGAAUUUGGGAGCAGAUGGACUCCCUGCUGUUGGGCAGAGACUGCUUACUGGUGACAAUUAUUACAGCUAUAUUGACCAUAGUAAUUCUGAAAUGAAAGUUGUAAAGUACUCAGGUCAAGAAACUGGUUAUGUUGACAGUGUUAGAGUACUGAGUAAUAAUGCUGGUACGGGUCACUUUAAAAGAGUAUCCAUUGUUUUAAGAGUGCAAAGAAACCCCAUUAUUGGCGACAAGUUUGCAAGUCGACAUGGACAAAAAGGUAUUUGUUCUCAGAAAUGGCCGAUGGCGAAUCUCCCCUUCACUGAGAGUGGAAUGUUUCCUGAUAUCGUAUUUAACCCUCAUGGUUUUCCAUCUCGUAUGACAAUAGGAAUGAUGAUUGAAAGUAUGGCUGGAAAAUCAGCUGCUAUGCAUGGGCAUUGCUACGAUGCAACGCCUUUUACUUUCACUGAGGAUAAACCAGCGAUUGAGUUUUUCGGCGAUCUUUUAACAGAAGCUGGAUACAAUUAUUAUGGAACAGAAACAAUGUACAGUGGUGUCAGUGGCCUUGAAAUGGAGGCUCAAAUUUUUAUUGGGAUCGUUUAUUACCAACGACUUAGGCACAUGGUGUCUGAUAAGUUCCAAGUGAGAACAACUGGCCCUGUGGACAUGAUCACACAACAACCAGUGAAAGGAAGGAAACGUGCAGGUGGUAUCCGGUUCGGGGAGAUGGAAAGAGAUGCUCUGCUUGCCCAUGGUUGUGCUAUGCUUCUAUACGAUCGACUUCUGACAAGUUCAGAUUGCUCCAAAGCCCGCUUGUGCGAAAAAUGCGGUAGUCUUCUUACUACCAUGAUAGAAAAGGAGCAAGACGGGACACAUGUACAUUUAUCUGAACAAAAAUGGAUAUGCAGAGCGUGCCAUACAGGCGAUCAUAUCGUGCUUGUUGAUAUUCCAUUUGUGUACAGAUAUCUCGUCAAUGAACUUGCUGCAAUGAACAUUAAAACUAUUCUGUCUGUUGAGUAAAUUUAGGAUUAUUUGGUUUAUGUAUUAUUAUUAUGCUAGUUUAAAAUUGCUCGAAGUGGUUUGGGCUAUGAGUAUGUUUUUGUUAUGACAGUUUUUGUUGUAAACGCAUUGUGCGUAAAAUUUACUUUUAUCAAUGGACCUAAAUGGCAAUCAGUUGUCUGCAUGUUUUUUUCAUGUAAAUUUGUUGUAUGUAUUUUUUAACACUGCCUCAUACAGGGAAUUCAAAACUGCCAAAAAUCAUUUAAAUCAUGAUGUUCAAUUCUGGUGAAUAAUUUUGACUUUUUUUACAG